Perca fluviatilis (European perch) is the source of this 1627-nucleotide messenger RNA. RefSeq names its product angiotensin II receptor-associated protein. Gene Ontology annotation, biological process: regulation of blood pressure; angiotensin-activated signaling pathway. Gene Ontology annotation, cellular component: plasma membrane. NCBI's taxonomy places the organism in Eukaryota, Metazoa, Chordata, Actinopteri, Perciformes, Percidae. Bases 125 to 628 code for a protein of 167 amino acids. The transcript has 5 exons. The record is from RefSeq and is a predicted model, not a curated record.
AAGGGAGGAGGAGUUUUUCGGAGAAGUUUGUAACAAUCUGCGCAGCUUUUCCUGUAGCCCCCCUGAACAAGUUGAAGCAGUGAAGCGGAUAAAGGAAGAUCUGCUUUGAACCAAACAGCUUGUUAUGGAAAUCCCUGCCAUAAAUCUCAAGGCCAUAGUACUGGUGCACUGGCUGCUUACAGUAUGGGGAUGUAUGAGUUUGCUGCCCUCGUCUUUUGCUUGGGGAAACUUUGGUGUUUUAGCUGUCGGGGUCUGGGCCAUUGCACAGAGGGACUCGAUCGAUGCCGUGCUCAUGUUUCUGUUGGGGAUGGUGGUGACGAUAUUGACCGACAUCAUCCAUUUUGGGAUCUUUUACCCGCGGUAUGACUUAGCGACAGAGACUGGAAGCACGUUUCGCUUCAGCCAGGGAAUGGCCAUCCUCAACCUGCUGCUCAAACCUGCGUCCUGCUUCUUCGUCUACCAAAUGUACCGCGAGCGUGGAGGAGAUUACAACGUUAACUUUGGUUUCCCCUCUGUAUCGCGAAACCGAGAUGCCUACCAGUCCAUUGACCAACAGGAUGAGUCUUCCAGCCCAGCCAAUCCCUUCAACCCGGCCCAGGAAAGCAAACCAGCAGUCCGCACAUACUGAGAGAACCAGGCAGUGGACAAUGCAGUGCUUUCCUUUUGAAUUUUCUAUGCAGCAGCACAGUGCUUAGGGGCAAUUUUUUGCAAUCGUUUCCACAUUUGUCCCAGUGUUUUGUACAGUUGGGUCUGCUGUAGAUUGCAGCCCUGACAGCAAUUUGAAUACUUUUAUUAUGGUAAAUCAUUAGCUCCGUAUGGCUUUAAGAAUUAAAUGUGGCUUAAUUAAACCCAUUUGAAUUUUUUCUUCAAAGGUUGCAAUGUUUUUUUUGCUGAGCGGGCACAUCACUGCUGAAAAAUACAGAGGAAGCACUGCUCUACCACUCCCAUGCUGUGUUCCUGUUGUUACCACCUACUUAUUUUGGUAGAGGGCUGAUGAAUGGAACUGUUGUGUCAGUUAACUUUUUUCUAAGUUAGUCAUUUUUACAAACGUGGCACUUACACACAUUAAGAGUCUUUCUCUUUGUGAUCUGUAAAUUAUUACAUUCUCAUUGUAUGCAGUAUUUAAUUAUUAUUUUCCAAUUCCUCUUUUGCUUUAUGGUACGGCAAUGCUUGAAGCAGAGGACCGUUUUUAACACGAGAGAGUUGGAAUGAAUGUUCAAUGUUGUGCCUUACAAGCAACCUUGUUCCUUUGUACUUUUUCAACUCAUACGAGCUAUAAAAUCCUUUGACUGAGUUGAAGACCAAAUUGAAGUUGGAGGCUUUUCUUUUCAUAACUGAGCAAGAAAUAAGUAAGACCUUCAUAGUGCAGUGCAGCACACAGACGGCACUGUUCACUUAUCUUGAUGUGCAAUGUCCGUAUUAAAUCUACUGUUAUCUACCAAUGUAACUAUGAAAAAAUUAAACGUAAAACUACGAUUUUUGAGAAAAAAAGAAAAACAUGAAUAUGAAUUUCUCAUUUCAAAACCAUUUCAAAUUUAUCAUUCUUUUUAUUGUCAUAAAAGUAAAGGGCCUCUUGACUGCCAUAAACACUCACACUGAAACUUGUUUCAAUAAAUUAUAGACCACA